Molecule: messenger RNA, 3856 nt
Organism: Branchiostoma belcheri (Belcher's lancelet)
Lineage: Eukaryota; Metazoa; Chordata; Leptocardii; Amphioxiformes; Branchiostomatidae
Exons: 17
Coding region: 120-2288 (722 amino acids)
Molecular function (GO): calcium ion binding
Source: RefSeq, a predicted model, not a curated record
AAUGGCGGCGGCUUGAAAAAGUGCGAAUGGAUCGUCUGAAAAUUUGGAGAUUUUUCGCGAUUUUCUUGAGAUAUAUGGAUUCUAACUGAAUCUCGGCGAAUGUAAACAACACUACUAAGAUGCUCUCCAGACCUGUCCUCAUCACUGCUGUUGGCAUCAGCUGCAUUCUGUUCCUCUACACAGUCACCAGGACUGGACACAUUCCAGGCACUGUUGAACCGCCCAUCCCUGGUGCCCAGACAGACAGCCCUAAGCAUGUGCUAGUAACUGGAGCUGCCGGCUUUGUAGGGUUCCACCUGUCCAAGGCUCUGUUGGACAAGCCUCACGCUAGAGUCUUUGGUGUGGACAACUUUGACAAGUGGUCAGACUUAAAACUAAAGCAGGACAGAGCCCAUGAGCUGUAUGAAUACGGAGUGGCCCUGGAGGACGGGGACAUCUGUGACCAGGAGUACCUGACCGACCUCUUCAGGAGGGAGAACUUCACCCACGUGGUGCACCUGGCGGGGAGGUCAGGGGUCAGAGGUCAGGACCUGGAUGCUGCAGCCAUCAUGGAGAACAAUGUGGAGUGCUUUGUGAACUUACUGGAGGUCAUGAAAAACUAUAAGAACAUCAAGCUUGUCUAUGCCUCGUCAGCAUCAGUCUAUGGAAGCUCGUCCCAACUUCCUUUCUCCCCCUCUCAUCAUGUAAUCCAACCUGACACCAUAGAGGGCCUUGCCAAGCGGACUGGAGAGCUCCUUGCACAGGGUUACUGUAAGGAGUAUGGUCUGCAUCAGGUGGGGUUGCGUUUCUUCACGGUGUACGGGCCAUGGGGACGGGAAGACUCGGCCCUCAACAUCUUCACUCAGCAGAUGCUGGAAGGAGAGGUCCUACAGGUGUUCCACACCAGGGAGGGCCGUCCUCUGGAGAGAGACUUCCUGUAUGUGGAGGAUGCAGUGCGAGGUAUCCUGUCAGCCCUGAACUUCAGCCCGACCCACUGUGGACAUGUGUUCAACCUGGCGUCAGGUCAGGCACAGUCAGCAGUGGACCUGGUGGCUCUACUGGAGCAGCAGCUCAACAUUCAGGCACAGGCGGUGAAGGUGCUUGCCCCUCCCCUGGAGGUUGUUCGGAUGAUGGGUGAUGUACAGUGUUCCCUGCAGCAACUAGGAUUCAAACCCAAGGUGUCUCUCCAUCAAGGUGUGCAAGACUUUGUCCAGUGGGCCCUGAAGUAUCGAGAGCAACAGAACAGAAACCAGAAGUCUAAACAGGCCAGCCUGUCACAGAAAUUCAGAGAAAGGCUUUUGUCAGAGAGAAAUGAACGUGAGGAGCGGCUCCAGAGUGAGGCGUUGGCGCGGAGGAAUGAGGAGCUGAGAACAAUGGUUCAGCAGCAGAGAGAUGUAUUUCUGAAGUAUGCCAUGAAGAACAACAUUCCACUGCCGGACAUGACCAGGGGACCGUUCCACUUCUACCAGGGGGUGGACUCGCCCGGAGGGGACAUCAUCAAAGCUACCAGUCUGAAGAACAAUCCGGAGGCCAUGAAGAAGAGAUGUCUGGAGGCUGAACAGUGUGUUGCCUUCAGCUCUGCAGGGAUGCUGAAGAGUAGGGUCAAACCUCCACAUCUGUGGCAGCAAGCAGCCUUUUCCAGCCCUGAACAAGGCAUCUAUGUAGCAGAUGUGGACAUGUGUGCGGCAGAUCUGCAUGACUGUGACGAGCAUGCCUUCUGCAACAAGACUGGCCCCGCCCAGUUCAGGUGCACCUGUAGGGAUGGUUACUAUGGCAACGGACAAACCUGCCUCCCCAGGUACAACCCCGAUGAACCCCUUCCUUUGGAGGUGAGACGAGACGGUCUCAUCAGUGUCUUCAACGGAAUCAACCUGCAGGACAUGAAGACUGCAGCCCAGUUUGUCUUCUUCCAGGGCAUGGAUUCUCUGGGAGGAGACUUCAUGGUGGCCGAACAGUUCCGAGGACAACCCAAACAGCUGCAGUCCAUCUGCUUGGACAUCCCACAGUGUAUCGGGUUCAACAGUAAUGGGAUGCUGAAAAUGUCCAUGAGUCGUCCCUCCGGAUGGAUAAGGUGGAGCAACAAGGAUUCAGACGGCCUCUACCUGCUGGACCUGAACUACUGUGAGUUGGACCUGGAGCUGUGUCCGGAAGGAUCCCUCUGCCAGCGUCAUGCCCCCGGGGUUUACCAGUGUACCUGUCAGACCCCCCUAGUCAUGGUCAACAACCAGUGUGUUCAGGUGCCGGGGUAUGGGAACAUGUCUGUGGCUGUGUACCCUGGCAGGGAGGUGGAGGUGGGAGGGUACAUGUGAACUAUGGUUCGUUAGGAGAAAUGUUGUUGCUUUACAAUACAUAUAAUAUAUAUGUACACAAUGUAUUGUGUGAUAACCCCUUUAUCCAUUGUGAGCAAUCCGGUCUGUGUUCCGGGCUAUAGAAAUAUGUCUGUCACUGUCAAUCCUGGUAGAAAGGUGGAAGUAAGGGGUACAAGUGAAAGAUAAUCAUAAACGGUAUUCUUUUAGAUACAUCUUGUAUAUGUGUAGAUGUCAAGACUCCUGCUAGUCACAGUGAACUACACAAAUGAAGCUAUGUGUGUAUAGAUUGCAAAUUACUGGGAGAAAAUGAAUUGUCUGUCCCUUUGAGUAGGGCAAGCAAAACAGCUAUGCUAUUGGCAAAUUAAUGUUCUUAUAUAAUAGGCAUUUUAGUGUGAAUUUACAGGAAAGAUGUCUACAAUGUGACAUUUCUUUAGUUUAUUCAACAAGUUGCAUGAAGUUGUAUUAUUAGCCUAAAGCAUGUGUUACAAUCAAUAACAAGGGCAGUAUGAACAUGCAAAUUAAAGCCUGAACACUCUGAAUCUUAAAUCCUAUCAAAUAAUCAUUAAACCCUGUCCAUCACCCAAGUUAAUUAUACACAGCAACACACAAACUAUAUAUACAGCCUACAGUCUUAAUAAUAACACUCACUAGUUAAAAACGAUUGACACUGAAGUUUGUCCAUCUGCCAAAUUAAUAAUAAUGUACUGAUUAAGUUCUAUCAGCCGAGUUAAUAAUACACAAAUGCCGAUAAAGCUCUAUCAUUAGUAUCAACCUAGAUACAUAUGUAGAAUGUUGCCUCUAUCAACCCAUAAGUUGCCGUUAAUAAUAACACACUGAUACACUGAUUAAGAUUAUGUUCAUCAGCAUAGUUAAUGAUGAUACUGAUUAAGAUCUGUCCAUCAGCCAAAGUAAUAAUAACACACGCUGAUUAAACUCUAUCAGUCAAGUUAGUAAUAUCACACUAACAACAACAACUAACAACAACAUGUAAUUACAUCAAGCUCUGGCUAUCAGCCUACUUGAUGAUGUCAUACACAAUUAAGCCAUAUGUUGCUAAUAAAAUUACAAACUAAUUAAAAUCUGACUAUCAGCUUUCUAUCAGCCCAUCACCUCAUUCAUAUGCAGUCCAUUCCAUGACGAGAAGUGCAAGUUCAAUUUACAGUGUACAAUGCCAUGCACUUUUCCAACCUUUUGCACAUCCGGGCUUUAAUCUUACUACAAGAUGAGAAUUCACAUGCUCAUAGGCACUGGCUAAAUAUAUUCACACUGGAGAAUAGAGCUUCAGAAGUGUAUCUUGGUACAUACUGUACAUUGUAUACAAUUAUGUAGUUUCAAAAAGCUGAGCUUUUGGAAUAUGAUACUACAUAUUGACACAUGUAGAAAGUAGCAGACAUGGGGGGUGACUGUGUCUUAAUGACCUGUCAAAUCAUCAGGCAUCAGCAUUUUGAUGCUGCAUCUGGUCAUGACCACCGGUUGUUACAGUAGCUGUGGUGUCUGUACUGUUGUACACAACACCAGGUGUGGUGUCUGUACUGUUGUACACAACACCAGGUGUGGUGUCUGUACUG